GUCGGAGGAAGAUAAGGUAAGGAAAUAAACAAAACUGGAAACACUAGCGGUUUUGCGUGGCGCAGGUAUGGACUAUCGCUUCCCAGCCACAAGGAUGCAGAGCACCACAAACUACCUGUGGCUCAUCUCUGACCUGCUGGGUCAGGGAGCCACAGCCAACGUCUACCGUGGCAGACACAAGAAAACGGGUGACCUGUAUGCUGUCAAAGUUUUCAACAACCUCAGUUUCUUGAGACCGCUCGACGUUCAGAUGAGGGAGUUCGAGGUUUUGAAGAAGCUGAACCACAAAAACAUCGUCAAGCUUUUCGCUGUGGAGGAAGAGUCCAACACGCGUCAUAAGGUGCUGGUGAUGGAGUACUGUCCCUGUGGAAGCCUCUACACCGUCCUGGAGGAGUCGUCUAACGCUUACGGGCUUCCGGAGGACGAGUUUCUCAUCGUCCUGCAUGAUGUUGUGGCGGGAAUGAACCACUUGCGAGAGUACGGCAUUGUUCACCGCGACAUCAAACCUGGAAACAUCAUGAGAGUGAUCGGUGAGGAUGGCCGCUCUGUCUACAAGUUGACAGAUUUCGGAGCUGCCCGAGAGCUGGAGGACGACGAACAGUUUGUGUCCCUUUACGGCACUGAGGAAUAUCUGCACCCUGACAUGUACGAGCGUGCCGUCCUGAGAAAAGACCACCAGAAGAAAUACGGUGCCACAGUGGAUUUGUGGAGCAUCGGCGUCACCUUCUAUCACGCCGCCACAGGCAGUCUUCCCUUUAGACCCUUUGAGGGACCACGCCGGAACAAGGAAGUCAUGUAUAAAAUCAUCACGGAGAAGCCCUCUGGAACCAUCUCCGGUCACCAGAAGUGUGAGAAUGGGAAGAUUGAGUGGAGCAGGGAGAUGCCUGUGUCCUGUAGCCUGUCCAAGGGUCUGCAAGGCCUCCUGACUCCAGUCCUGGCCAACAUCCUGGAGGCCGACCAGGAAAAGUGCUGGGGCUUUGACCAGUUUUUCGCAGAGACCAACGACAUCCUGCAUCGCACCGUGGUCUACGUCUUCAGCCUUCAGCAGGCCACUCUCCACCACCUCUAUAUCCACGAGUACAACACGGCAUCACUGUUCCAAGAGUUGCUGGCACGCACAACCAGUAUUUCCCUUCACAACCAGGAGCUUGUGUACGAGGGUCGUCGCCUCGUCCUGGACCCCAACCGCCAGGCCAAGAGCUUCCCGAAGACCUCCAGAGACAAUCCCAUCAUGCUGAUCAGUCGUGAGUCUGUGGCCACCGUGGGGCUGAUCUUUGAGGACCCUUGCCCCCCAAAAGUCCAGCCUCGCUAUGACCUUGACCUGGACGCCAGCUAUGCCAAGACCUUUGCAGGCGACGUCGGACACUUGUGGCAAACAUCAGAGUUACUGCUGGUUUAUCAGGAGCUGGUGCGGAAAGGUGUUCGUGGCUUAAUAGAGUUGAUGAAAGAAGACUACAGUGAGAUUCUGCACAAGAAGUCAGAGGUUUUCCAUCUGUGCAACUUCUGCACUCAGAUUCUGGAGAGAACCGAACAGCUGUACGAGGUGCUGAUGCAGGCCAACAUGCUGUCGACCGAGUACGAUGAGAUCUCGGACAUGCACAAGAAAGUUCUCAGAAUUGCUGGAUCUUUGGAACCGAUUGAACGAACGACACAGGAGAUCAAGAGCAAGUUCCUCCCUGGAGGGCUCCUGACCGACGGCUGGUCGCAGCAAGUGGGGACUCACCCCGAAGACAGGAACGUGGAGAAAAUCAAGGUGCUGCUGGACGCCAUCACCGCCAUCUACCAGCAGUUUAAGAAGGACAAAGCCGAGCGACGUCUGCCGUACAACGAGGAGCAGAUCCACAAAUUUGACAAACAGAAGUUGGUCCUUCAUGCCAGCAAAGCGCGGUCUCUGUUCACUGAGGAGUGUGCCAUGAAGUACAGACUCUUCAUCUCCAAGAGUGAGGAGUGGAUGAGGAAAGUGCAUCAUGUGAGGAAACAGCUGCUGGGCCUGUCUGGUCAGCUGAUCAGCAUCGAGAAGGAGGUCACCAUGAUGAUGGAGCGAGCCAUUAAGUUGCAGGAGCAGUUGCCUCAGAAGGUUCUUCCUCUGGUCUCCAGUGGUAUGAAGCCUCAGGCCUAUCUGAGUCAGAACACGCUGGUGGAGAUGACGCUUGGGAUGAAGAAGCUGAAGGAGGAGAUGGAGGGGGUCGUCAAGGAGCUGGCAGAAAACAACCACUUCCUGGAGAGGUUUGGCACAUUGACACUGGAUGGGGGCUUAAGAGGAUGAAUGGAAUCAAAGGGACCAAUGUGCUCUUGACACUGUUGUAAAUACCAAACUGUGAAUAUUCUCUCAGUGUAAAGUGGCAUCGCUGUUCAUGGAAGCCUGAAUGUUUACACACCCUCUCAAGCUACGGUGUGAAUUGGCUGAUCUGCCUUAACAGUCCUAUAGCGUGUCGAUAAAAAUGCUUUUUAUUGAUUCUGUUAUAUUUACUCCUCUGUUGUUCCACACAAGAGGUACUUUUUGAACCAGAAAUGUUAAUUUGUUGUUACUUCAGUUUGAGCGGGAAUGUCUUAACCAAUCAUGUUAUUCUAAAUUUAAAUGGAACUUGGUCUUUGUAAUACUGUUAUGUCACUGUACUGUUCCAUAAUUUCUUUUUUUUUUUUUU
Synchiropus splendidus (mandarinfish) is the source of this 2645-nucleotide messenger RNA. RefSeq names its product TANK-binding kinase 1 (gene tbk1). Gene Ontology annotation, molecular function: ATP binding; protein serine/threonine kinase activity. The transcript is spliced from 21 exons. Gene Ontology annotation, cellular component: cytoplasm. Gene Ontology annotation, biological process: peptidyl-serine phosphorylation. The coding region runs from base 68 to 2266 and encodes 732 amino acids. NCBI's taxonomy places the organism in Eukaryota, Metazoa, Chordata, Actinopteri, Syngnathiformes, Callionymidae. The record is from RefSeq and is a predicted model, not a curated record.